Messenger RNA from Diversispora eburnea, 399 nucleotides. The record is from the annotation of a GenBank genome assembly. Lineage: Eukaryota; Fungi; Glomeromycota; Glomeromycetes; Diversisporales; Diversisporaceae.
UCGGAGAAGCCUACCAAAUCAAGACCACCUCUUGUACGAUUAGCUAAAGCCGAUAUUGAGUGCAUCAUUUAUGCCAGAGACUUGAAAGGCGGAUCUAAAAAAGUUUCGGAGUGGUACAAAAUUGGCACGCAAAAGUGCAAUAAAAUUUGGAAAUCUGAAGACCCAUACUCAUAUGCUAACUCAAUAGGCAAACCUAACUUGCCUGACUGGUACCCUAAUAAUACCAAAAUCGAGAAGACGGAAAUAUCACCCGAACUGACACCUCAAGAAAUAAUUACACCCGAGAAACCCAAACCAGAUCUCAUCGAAGUAAAGAGGAAGAGAAAAACAACCGAGAUGGAGAAUAUCGCGCGUCGAGUAAUGAGAUCUGAGCUAGGGAAACUGGCUAUAGAGGAGUAA